CAUGCUGCUGCUCCUCCUCCUCCUCCUGAUAUUAUCUAGUAUCAUUUCUUCCCUCCUUCUUUGUCUCUCUCUGACCUCCUCACAGCUCCACGUCGCUCCAUACUUGCUUCGUCUCUUAAGAAGACCACAGCUGAGUUUUCCAGCACAGCACCAGGAGAGUUUAUGAACCAACUUUAGGCAAAGAGGACAGAAAGCAAAAAAGGAGGGGAGACGGGGGGAGGGAGGAAAUCUGAAAGUGAGCCAAGCUUUUGCAAGCAAGUCCUGGUGCUAAACCUGCUGCUUUCAGAGACCAGGAGGGGAAGAACCUUGUUUGGUGGAGAGGGGAAGGACAAAAGAAACUUGAAACUGGCUUUCCUUGUGGCAUGUUGGUCCUGAACAACCCCCCCUCCCCACCCCCUGCUCGUUAAAUGAAAGCACCUGAGCAACACGAGAUUGCCUGCGUGAGAGGGAGGGCUGGUGCUGGACUGGGUGAGGGAGCAGAAAGGCGACUUGUGGCUUUGUGGUGUGGCUUACACUGAGAUCAGAGCUAGCGUGCCUGGGGGUGGGAGCAGAAGGAGAAAGGGCACCUGAUGCCAGCUGCCAAUAUGACAGAAACCCUGCAGCUCCCUGCCCUGCAAGUCCCAGAGCAGCAGGUGGUGGAGGGCAGCCGUGCCUGGUCCAGCUCAUCCACCCCCACCCUGCGCAGGAAGCGCUUCAAGAUGAGGCGGAUGAAGAAUGUGCAGGAGCAGAGCCUGGAGGCCGGCAGUUAUCAGGAUUCUCCUUCCUCCAGCAAGGAAUACCUGCAGCUCCCAUCCAUUGAGAUCACUCCCUCCAGUGAUGAGGACACUCCCUGGUCCAACUGUUCCACACCCAGUGCCUCCCCGCGCCGCAAGCGCUUCCUUCUGCGGAAGUGGCUGCGUGUCAGAGAGAAGAAGGAGUGCAGUGAGAGCAGCAGCCAGCAGAGCAGCCAGCAGAGCAGCCACGAUGACGACUCGUCCCGAUUCUUGAGCCCUCACACACGUGACGACAGUACUGCCAGUAACUCAAACCGCAGCACGCCUGCCUGCUCCCCCAUCCUGCGCAAACGCUCCCGGUCCCCAACACCGCAGGACUCCCAAGGAGACACCAUGGUGGAAAAAGGCUCAGACCACUCGUCAGACAAAUCCCCUUCCACGCCGGAGCAGGGUGUACAGCGGAGCUGUUCCUCUCAGUCAGGCCGCAGCGGGGCCAAGAACUCCAAGAAAAGCCAGAGUUGGUAUAAUGUAUUGAGUCCGACCUACAAACAACGGAAUGAAGAUUUCAGGAAACUCUUCAAACAUCUUCCUGACACGGAGCGCCUCAUCGUAGAUUACUCAUGUGCGCUACAAAGAGACAUUCUCCUGCAGGGCCGCCUCUACCUCUCUGAAAACUGGAUCUGCUUUUACAGCAACAUCUUCCGCUGGGAGACGCUGCUGACAGUUCGCUUGAAGGAUAUCUGCUCGAUGACCAAGGAAAAAACAGCACGGCUCAUUCCUAAUGCCAUCCAAGUUUGCACUGACACUGAAAAGCACUUUUUUACUUCCUUUGGGGCUCGAGACAGGACGUACAUGAUGAUGUUCAGACUCUGGCAGAACGCUCUCCUUGACAAGCCUCUCUGCCCAAAGGAGCUCUGGCACUUUGUCCACCAGUGUUAUGGGAAUGAGCUGGGUCUGACCAGCGAUGAUGAAGAUUAUGUGCCUCCAGAUGAUGAUUUCAACACAAUGGGUUGUAGCUGUACAGAGAGGUGUAAACAUAAAAACCUGUGUUCUCUGUGGCGUCUCAGCUACUGUGAAGAAAUUCCCGUGGAAGAGAAUGAAGUCAAUGACAGCUCCUCAAAAAGCAGCAUGGAGGCCAAGCCAGAAGCUAGCCCUCAGCUGCCAAAGAAAUCAGUAACUGCCAGCACACUGACAUCCACAGGGAGCAGUGAAGCACCAGCCUCAUUUGAUGGGGUGCUACCAGAAGAGGAGGAGGCGGUAGCAGAGAGUCCUGUGGAAAAAGACCUUGGCAUUGCAAAUAUCAUGGGAGAGAAGAUAGAGAUCAUUGCCCCUGUGAACUCCCCUUCCCUGGACUUCAAUGACAAUGAAGACAUUCCCACUGAGCUCAGCGACUCAUCUGAGACCCAUGAUGAAGGUGAAGUCCAGGCAUUUUAUGAGGACUUGAACGGCCGUCAGUAUGUGAAUGAAGUGUUCAACUUCAGCGUGGACAAACUGUAUGACUUGCUUUUCACGGACUCCCAGUUCCAGAGGGACUUCAUGGAACAGCGCCGGUUCUCUGAUAUUAUUUUUCACCCCUGGAAGAAGGAAGAAAAUGGCAAUCAAACCAGAGUGAUCUUGUAUACCAUUACCCUCACCAACCCUCUGGCUCCCAAAACUGCCACUGUCACUGAGACACAGACAAUGUACAAAGCCAGCCAAGAAAGCGAGUGCUAUGUCAUAGAUGCAGAGGUGCUAACUCACGACGUCCCCUACCAUGAUUAUUUCUACACCAUUAACCGCUACACACUGACUCGUGUUGCCAGAAACAAAAGCCGACUCAGGGUUUCCACAGAGUUACGUUACAGGAAACAGCCUUGGGGGCUGGUAAAAUCCUUCAUUGAGAAGAAUUUCUGGAGCGGCCUGGAAGAUUAUUUCCGUCAUUUAGAAAGUGAACUGACCAAAACAGAGAGCACCUACCUGGCUGAGGUCCACAGACAAUCCCCCAAAGAGAAAGUGAGCAAGCAAUCAACAGUCCGCCGGAGGAAACGGGCCCAUGCCCAUCUGCGGGUGCCACACUUGGAGGAGGUGCUGAGUCCUGUCACCACCCCCACGGAUGAGGAGGUUGCUCACCGAAUCAAACAUGUGGCAGGUUCCACACAGACACGGCACAUCCCUGAGGAGAGCCCCAGUGGCUUCCACCUGCAGAGCGUUUCCAAGCUGCUCCUUGUCAUCAGUUUUGUCCUGGUGUUGCUGGUCAUUCUCAAUAUGAUGCUGUUCUACAAACUGUGGAUGUUGGAGUAUACCACCCAGACACUCACAGCAUGGCAGGGCUUGCGGCUACAGGAAAGGUUACCCCAGUCACAGACAGAAUGGGCCCAGUUACUAGAAUCUCAGCAGAAGUAUCACGAUUCAGAGCUACAAAAAUGGCGUGAGAUCAUCAAAUCCUCUGUGAUGCUUCUAGACCAGAUGAAGGAUUCACUAAUAAAUCUCCAGAAUGGCAUCGGGUCUCGGGACUUCGGGUCAGAUCCAGAGGAGAAACGGAAACGUUUCCACUAACAGGCAGGAAUGCAGGAGGCCAGAGGACGGUGUGCAAUAUGUGUAAAUAGGAUAUAUAAAUAUAUAUAUAUAUAAAUAUAUAUACAGAAUAUAAAUAUAUAUAUUAUAUACAGAUUUUAAGAGGAAAAAAAAAAGAAAAAAAAGCCUACGUACCGAGAGGAAGGACUGACCUCCAACACUGGCUGAAAUGGAGAGUCUCAGUGGUAGUGUGGGGUGUGUGUGUGCGUGUGUGUGUGUGUGUGUGUAUGGGAGGGCUGUGCUCUCCUGGCACUGAGGUGCACUUAGGGAUGCACCCAAGUGUGCUACCCUGGGCCUGUUUGCACCACUGUUCUGUAAUAUUCCUGGCUGUUUGUCUGUCUGUUUUGUUUCUGUCGUUUCAAAGGGAAGCAUCAGAGUGAAUGCCCCUCCCCUCCCUGUGCAUGAAGGUCCCUGACUGACGAUCUGUAUCUACACAUAUAAAGGGAACACUGUCAACUUUCUUACCUUGCUGGCUUCAGGGCAGAGAGGUUUUGGCAAUCACCGUCGAUCCCUUACAAAAUGAUCCCCCAUUUGGAGAGGAGCCUCCAGAGGAAUUGCUGUAGGUCUGUGGAGAGCGGGUCUCCCUGGCAAUCAUCUUCUACGUCUCUUGGAGCAGAAAUGCAAUUUGCUGCCAUGCUGGCCAGCCUGGUUCAGAGAGCAAAGCACAGAAUGUAAAUGAGCUUGAAAUGCUUUCUCCAAACACUUGGUUUGCCUCCUCCUGUAAUUGAUAGUGCAUUAACAGCCAAGGAGAGGGCAGGGAGCAGGAGUAUCUGCCCACACGGUGCUUGGAGGAAGGAGAGCCACACUGCAGAAAGCACACUUCCAUUUCUUUUGACAGUGUCCCCUUUACUUUUGCUGUGGUUCUCUGCUUUCUGUGUGCUUGGGCCCCUGCCGUUAAGCCAUCCCUGUGCUGAAGAUCUACAUUGGUGCUGAUAAGGGCUGCCUGUGGGACUUCUCACAACAGGGAGAGUGCCCCAACUCCAAAAGAAAACCAAAAUGAGUAUUUAUAUGUGAGCACUCCUUCCUGCCAAGCUGUGUGCUAUUAGCACAACGUGGAGUGGGAGAGCUAAGGAAGCAGCAGAACUGUUCUUGCUGUCCUGCUUGGUAGAUUUACCUCUCAUCCCUGGUCUGCGAGAUCCUUUUGCUCGUACCUCUUAGCUCUCAUCUUUACUUCUGAGCUAUGUAGGAAACAAAUUCUUUUCCUUCAGCGGUGACAGCAAAAAGGAUAUCUUUGCUUUUGAUACUUACAUGCCUGCAUCUACAGCUGCACGGCCUCCGUCAGCCUAGGAGAGAUAAGGAAGGGCCCCAGGGAAUAAAAAGGACAGAAAAAGUCCAGCUAAGGAGUGUGGGAUAGACAUGGGUGAUACCCACAGUGCAAGGUAGUGAUUGGGAUCUCUCCUAAGCUAGACAGCACUGCGUUGGCUCUCUAAGCAAGUCAGGUGGCAGACCUGCAUUAAAGAAAUAGUAUGCAUUUUUACUUCUCCUAGGGCAUUUCUCCAGAUUCCUAUUAGCAGCCACAUGAGGGGAGAGGGACUGUGCUCUGGGUAGGAUGGGGGCUGCAGGAGUAAGCAAUUAAUAAAUGCCUUCUCAUCUUACCCAGCCCGGUAGGUUAGGUGAUGUGCUGAAGUCUCCAUCUUUGUCCAGAACCUCUGUUCAGAAGCAGGCCAUGUCCACCUCCUAGAUGGCAGGGAGGAGUCAGCUGUGUGUUCCCCACAAGAAAUGGUGCAGGUCUCAUGUGUCCGUUGGUCUCUAGCUCUAAUUGGCACUGAAAGAGCAGGGGACAAAGGUGAGUGUUUUUUGCAUCUUCAUACAGCAGGAACACAAAUCCACACAGCUGGGGAAAACCCUCACAAGCUUCAGCAUAUGGAGCCCAACCAAUGGCAAGGUACCACUGUUAGAAGUAACCUGCUGAUUUCUCCCAGCCUGCCUAAUAAUUUAAUGACCAAACACUAGACACAGUAUGAGCUAGAGAAGAAGACUGACAAACAGGUUACUGAAUGCACUUAAAAGACUGUGAAAGCAAGGUACAAUUGGCAAUGCCUCGAGAACUAGGGAGUAACUUGCAUUUAUGACUGUUUCAUUUCAUGCUGCUGACUACUGUGAUGCUCCCUGACUUUUUCCAGGGAUGCUGCUGAAAUGGCUGCUAUACAAUGAAUCUGAGCUGCUAGAGCCUGAGAAGGGCAUCCUGCUGCUCUUCACCUUGGAACCAGGGGGCCCCAGUUCCCUGCUGCUGCCUUGCCACACUGGCUGAGGUGCUCCUUCACCAGUUGCCAAAGCACAGAAAAAUGCUUUGCAGCCCAUCUUGCCCUCUUUUAGUAUUUAAUUCCAUAGGGUAGGAAAAAAUAAAGAGAGAGGAAGGCCUGUGUUUGCUGCCUAGCCAGAAAAGAAAAUGCAAGAGAAAGAAACCUGGAAUGGGGGUCUCGGCAGCAUGGCCAGCAAACUUCUGUACAUGCACAAACAUAACCCAGCAGAGGACAGAAAGGGUCCAAAAUAAAUGCCAGUAGCUAGAGCUGCCUGCUUACCAAAUCUGACAUUCUCCUGCUAGUUAUGGAGGCAAGAAAUCCCUUUGCUCAUUGGUGCAUCCUCCUUUCUCUGCAGCAUCUCCACAGACCGCGGUGAUUCUGGCUGUUCCCACUGGUACAGCUUCCUUGGGCUUGGGGACAAAUUAAUGUUACACACAGGCAGCUGUUCAUUAGCACUACUGUUCAUUUUACCUGCAGAUUAAACUGAGUUUAACAUGUUUGACAUAAAUAAUCUGUCCAGCAAGUGGAGCUGGUUUGGAUGUGCUGAAUUUUGGCAGCUACAAAAGAGACUGUCAAAGAAACAUGGCUCCAGCCAAAUGUGAGCAUUCAUGCCAACAGAGUGGCCUGAUUUGUGCCAAGUAAGAUGCUACCUAGCAGCAGGAGGGAGAUGACGAAGCUCUACUUGCCAGUUUGUCUAUGUCACCUGCUUCUGUAGGAGAAUACAUCACUAAUCCUAGCUUGAUAGGAUUUUAAUAAACACAUACCUUUUAAUGAUUACCUAAAAGGAAAUGUUUGGAUUAUGGCAUCUGGGAUGAGCUCAAGGUGGAUUUGAGCACUUUCCCCAUCAGACAGACCGUUUGUUUCAGGAGCUCACCUGGAUGUAGAUGGGGACAGACUUCAGCCUGCUCAUCCCCUCAGCACAAAACUAUAUAGCCUACCCAUAUAUGCUUUUACCCACCUUUAUAGGAGCCAGUAGAAAGUUCACUUUCCAAUUUACAACUGGGAAUACAGUGCCAGUACUUAAGAUGAGACCUUUUGGAUAUGCUCUGCAAUGAUUUCUGUGACAGGUAGGCCUGCAAUACACUAAAGCUGAGUAGAAGAAACAUCUGCAAGCCUCAUAUUUUGGCUGCAUGUAAGAAGUGCUACUCAGAAGUGCACAUGUGCAGGCUGUGCUGAGUGCAGCCCUUCCUUGUCACAUGGCCUUUAUCCCUCUUCCUUUCCUGCUAGCUUUCCCUUCUCAGAUCUGUAUUUCAGAAGCACCUGUAUAGAGGAGACAGAGCAGCCUGCAGCUUGUACCCCCCCCAGCACCAGGAAAGAGCUCCAGGCUGAGGUGGUUCUCUCCAUACUACUCAAGAGUGGGAAAACUUUUGGGACUCUUCUUCCUCUUGGGUUCAUUUACAUAGAGUUGAUUUACAUCAAGUUAGAAUGCGAGUUCACACGUAUACAAACCCCUCUGUGAAUGCUGGCCUCCAGGUCUAUUGCAGUGACCUGGGAAGAGGCUCUGACCCCAGUAGGUAUUCCUUCUUACCAUGUGGCUAACUAACAUGCUGAGUCCUACUCUGCUACCACUGCAAAGAAACCAUGCUCUUCUCUGUAAGAACCUCCCUAGUUGCAUUCCCAUGCUUGCUCCCAGGUGAGGUAUGUACCAAACUAACCAUUUUCCAGCAUACAACCAGGCAGCUCUAAGUUUCCUUUUCCCAACCAGAACAACAGGCUGACAACUUUCUAAUUUAAAAGCUAUAAAUUUCUGGUUCCACAGAAUGCUGAAAGUGGCACAGAGCUGAAGCUGCAGUGCUUGGUGCUCGCAGCACUGCUGGCUCGGGGCAGGAAGGGCAAUUCUGUCAUGUUUCUCAGGGCAGCUGGCAGAACUGCGUUGGCAAAACUUUGAGGUAUGUGCUCACAGGGUCUGCUGCCAUUGAGAGGUUUUGUGGUGGGGUCGUGUAGAUUCUGGCUUGGUCUUUUCAGUCUCAGCACUAGUUUAAAUAUCCAGCAGGGGCUUGCUUAAAAACAAUACUCAAAACAGAGACUCUUAAACCAAAGCACCCGAGGUAAGUAGCUUGCAAAACAUUCGUGUCAGCGUAGUUGCUGAGGUGUAACUGUGCUGCCUUUUUGGCCCGUUCCCUCUGCCUGGCAUGCUCUGAUCUCUGUGCUUUGCACCCUCCCCUGCACGAGUCUCUUUGUGCCAUAAUACCUUUCUUUUUUAGAUGUGCACACUGGCCAAAUAAUAUCCUCAUGUCUUUACUGACUGCCGACUGAGAUUAUUCCCUGACCUAGCCAGACAGCAUGGGCUUCAACCUCUGCAUGGAUCCUGGUGUGCCAUGCUUCCCUCUCCCACACCUUUCGCAGCACUUGCUAUGGCUUUUCCCUCUCCCACCACACACCUCUGCUGCCAGACAAUCAUUCCCUUUGUCAUGGAUGGACUGACCUGGUGCUGUCCCUGCUUGCCUUCCCUUGAUGCUGUCUGUUUGCCCUUUAAGCGAAUGUGUUUUGUUUGUUUCCUUAUUUUAUUUUUCAGUAGGGAAAAGACUUCCUUCUGUGGAAGGAGUGAUAUUUGCACAUGGCUCAGGGAGGUAACCUCCUCUGGCCGUUUCUGUUACCUCACUCAUGUAGGCCAAUUCCAUUGCUAACGUUAAAUGGCCACCCUUCCCCAGCCCAAACUCCAAGAAUUGGUAGGGAAUAAAAUGUGCAGCUCAGGUUCUACAGCUGCUUGGUCGUGUCUCAGUCUCGGCCCAAACUGCCCCAGCAGCAUUAGGAGGUGGGAGAACGGCUGUUGCAAAACAGCUCUACCCAGCAAAGAGGUGGAGCCUGCGCCACACACGUGCAUUCCAGUCUUUGCAAGCCCACCUCCCUUGAAAUAGCACUUAGCAGAGCAGAUACAGCAGCACUAACCUGGCUCUUGGCCCAAUGAGCUCAGAGCAGAGAGAGGAGCAGCAGAACCAUCGCAGCGUACAUCUCUGACCACCAGGACUGGCACUGUGUGGCUGUGGCACCUCUGGGACGUCGUCACUCUCACAGCAGUUCAUCUCAUCACACGCUCCAGGGCUGGGUAAUGCUGCUAAACACCCUGGAGUGUGUUCUGCCCACCUGAGCCCCAGAUCCUGCAACCCCCAAUUGCUGCCCUAAUGGCAGAUGAAUGAGGAUCUCCUCAUGUCAGCGAGGCGAGGGAACGGUCACACCGACACCCAUGGGUGUGCGCUUCCCUUCUGGAUAUCAGCACCCGGGAAGCAGAGGCUGUUGGCCACAGCCUGCAGCAGUGAUGUGAACUUCAGGGUGGGCCGGGGGAGGACCCGUGGUUUUGUUUUAGGAGUUGUUUAACUGUCAUCAGGUUUGCGCUGUGCGCAAAACGCGAGAAAAUGAUGAUGAAACUUACCUGCUAGAACCUAGGAACUGUAAAGGCUAUGCAGCCAAAACUCCAUGUAAGUAGCUAGAACAAUGGAAGUACGGUAUAAAUUAAACAAAAAAGUC
Messenger RNA from Lagopus muta (rock ptarmigan), 8974 nucleotides. It is a transcript of the gene GRAMD1B, whose product is annotated as GRAM domain containing 1B. Bases 570 to 3248 code for a protein of 892 amino acids. Lineage: Eukaryota; Metazoa; Chordata; Aves; Galliformes; Phasianidae. The transcript is spliced from 20 exons. Gene Ontology annotation, cellular component: endoplasmic reticulum membrane; endoplasmic reticulum-plasma membrane contact site; plasma membrane. The record is from RefSeq and is a predicted model, not a curated record. Gene Ontology annotation, biological process: intracellular sterol transport. Gene Ontology annotation, molecular function: sterol binding; sterol transfer activity.